Vigna unguiculata (cowpea) is the source of this 814-nucleotide messenger RNA. RefSeq lists its product as uncharacterized. Lineage: Eukaryota; Viridiplantae; Streptophyta; Magnoliopsida; Fabales; Fabaceae. The record is from RefSeq and is a predicted model, not a curated record.
AACCUCUCAUUCAUCAUCGUUUCAACUUUGUGUAGCACCACAAUUCCAUGGAUGCCACCAACAACAAUUCAAAUCUUCUCAUUUCCCCAAAGGAGGAGGAAUUCCAAACACCUCCAUCAAAGGUUUCUGAUUCAAGAAUAAAUGAAGAACCUAUUGCUGCAAACCCAAUAUCAUUUUACAUUUCUGAGGACUCUCUUAUCCAUUGCCAUGAUAUGGUUGGCAUGCCAACAAAUAAGCCUGAAACUCCAUCUUCAACUCAAAAUUCAAGUUCAAGGAGAGGAAGACGCCCUAAACAAGCACCUGAAUGGAUUGAAAACUGGGAUGUUGAAAGCAAAAAGCGACCAAAUGGUAACAGAUUUGAUAAGACUUAUCGUCAUAAGGAGAAAGGGUUUCUGUGUCGAUCUUUGCUAGAGUGUGAGAGAUAUGAGAUGCAUGGUAUUCGUCCUCAGCCUCGCAGAGUGAAAAAACAAGAAAAAGAAAAAGAAGAAAGUAGCAACAAAUCUAAAACUGAAACGGAAGAAAUGGUCCUGGGUAACGAGAACAACCAAGUAGCAGAAACUGAGGAAGCGAUUAUUGCUCGAAGAAGAGAAGAAGCAGAAAGUAUGAAAGACAUUGUUGAAGAGUUUCUUGCAGAAGCUCAUUACAAUCAGCUUCACAUGUUCAACCCUUGAUCCACAUGUGGGAAAAAAAGGACUUUAAUUUCAAACUAAAUGAUAACUUAUUAUCAUCAUUUCCAUGAUUCUGAUACAUUUUAUCUUGACUUGCUAUGUUGAUAACUUUCAUUCAAGUUAGGUCUUAACUUUCUUCUAUUUGA